AUGCGCCGCGCAUAUCACGUGCGGACGGAAUUUUGGUGGCAAUACUGGAAAAGAUUGAUUGGGGUCCAAAAGUCACGUGAAAUAUAUGAUACCAUUCCAGUGAAGAAAUUGUUCCAGCGGGAUUUUUUACCAGAACCAUUGGAACACUGGAAAAUUAUGGACGUCCAGGGUGACUCCAGCAUCCGGUCAGCAGCACAGAAUAACACUAUAUCGUCUGAAGAAGGCUCUCCUCCUUUGAAAAGAAAACGGUACACAACGGCAAAAGAUAGAAGGGAGCACCUUAACAGAACUUUUAAAUAUAGAAAAGGUAAUCGUGACGAAGACAGGAGCUCAGAUAGAAAUAAAGAAGAAAGUAGCGACAAAACCAAUGGCGAUGUUACUGGUAAUAUAGCUAUAGAGAAAGAACCAAGAAAACCAAAGAGGAAAGUAGCAGUAUUGGUUGGUUUUUGUGGAACUGGUUAUCAAGGAAUGCAAAUCAAUCGUAAUGCAAAAACUAUCGAAGAAGAUCUCUUUAAAGCUUUUGUAGCUGCUGGUGCGAUAUCUAAAGAUAAUUCUGAUGAUCCAAGGAAGGUAAGCUUGAUGCGUGCUGCGAGAACUGACAAGGGAGUACACGCGGCUGGAAAUUUGAUAUCUAUUUUGUUUUUUUACAUGAUUAUAGGUAUUCCCAAUUUAGUCGAAAAGAUUAAUGAAAACCUUGCUGAUCAGAUUCGAGUAUGGGGGUUUGUUCAGACCAUUCGCUCUUUUCAUGCAAAGACAUUAUGUGACUCCCGCAUCUAUGAAUAUCUCCUUCCAACCUAUGUUUUCAUUCCACGGGAGAGGGAUCAAAUAGUAAGUUCAAUCGGACAAUUAUCAACUGAUCAAAAUGAUCAGACACAGUUUGUCGAAGUACCUCUUGCCACGGCUGAAGAAAUGAUUGAAAAGCGGAAAUAUCGCAUUCCUUCUAGAACACUAGAUUUGGUGAGGCAAGGAUUCAAAGCGUAUGAGGGUACGCAUAAUUAUCAUAAUUUCACACUGGGUCGCAGUCCAAUGGAAAAAAGUUGUAAUCGAUUUAUCAUGAGUUUCGAAGUUAGUGAUCCCAAAAUGGUACAUGUUCGCGACUCCAAGACUGGAGAUCAAAAUGUGACUGAAGAUAAUGAAUGUAAUGAAUGGCUGAGCCUUAAAGUUCAUGGUCAAUCCUUUAUGCUACAUCAAAUUCGCAAAAUGGUUGCUUUAAUAGUCAUGAUGAUAAGAACAGAAACAUCACUUUCUCUUAUCCAUAAAACUUUUGGGAAUACUAAGAUCAAUAUUCCCAAGGCUCCGGCUCUAGGGUUAUUACUAGAUCAGCCUGUGUUCAAAUCGUACAAUAAGAAAGCCGUCGAUAAUGGCAAAGAGUUGAUUGAAUUUGAUAUUCACAAGGGUAAAAUUGAUGCAUUCAAAGAAAAAUUUAUCUAUUCCAAAAUUUAUGACGAGGAAUUUUUAGAAAACACUUUUCAGAAUUGGCUCAAUUCCAUCGAUUAUCAUACAGAACGUGACUACGGAUAUUUGAACCGUGAAGGUGAGAUACCUGAAUGUGCUAUUGUUGUAAAUCCAAAAGAAAAUUUUAAUAAGGAUGCAGAUGAUGAAAAUCAAGAAGAAAACGAUUCAGAUUAA
This is a messenger RNA of Cetraspora pellucida, 1629 nucleotides long. Lineage: Eukaryota; Fungi; Glomeromycota; Glomeromycetes; Diversisporales; Gigasporaceae. The record is from the annotation of a GenBank genome assembly.